AUGGUCCCCAAACCCAUCAUAGUCACAGCACCACCGGUGUCUUCUCCACCCAACCCUCUCCUAAAAAACGCAGUAUCAACAGUCAAAACAGAAGAAAAACCCACUCCCACCACUCCAAAAACCAACCCAGUCCCAUCCAUCAAAACGACGCCGCAGCAGCGCGUGGAAAUAAAAAGGAAAACCAAUUCAUGGGUUCCAACGCUAAUGCUCAACGCGUUCGACAACAUCAUCAACAACUUCAUAGACCCUCCGCUCAAACCCUCCGUAGACCCCAGACACGUCCUGUCGCAAAACUUCGCCCCCGUCGACGAACUCCCUCCGACCGAGUGCGAGGUCGUCGAGGGCUCCCUCCCACCAUGCCUCGACGGCGCGUACAUCCGAAACGGCCCCAACCCCCAGUUCCUCCCGCGUGGGCCCUACCACCUCUUCGACGGCGACGGCAUGCUCCACGCGCUCCGCAUCUCCCAAGGCAAACCCACCCUCUGCAGCCGCUACGUCAAAACCUAUAAAUACACAAUGGAAAACGACGCCGGUUUCCCUCUCAUCCCCAACGUCUUCUCCGGCUUCAACUCCCUCGCGGCCUCCGCGGCGCGGGGCUCUCUCACUGCGGCGAGGGUCUUCACGGGACAGUUCGAUCCCUCUAAUGGAAUUGGGUUGGCCAACACCAGCUUAGCCUUCUUCGGUAACCGUCUCUUUGCGCUAGGCGAAUCCGACCUCCCCUACGCCGUCAACGUUACCCCUAACGGCGAUGUCGAAACAAUCGGCCGUUACGACUUUAAUGGCAAACUUACCUUCAGCAUGACGGCGCAUCCGAAGAUAGACCCCAACACAGGGGAAUGCUUUGCCUUUCGUUACGGCCCCGUUCCCCCAUUUCUCACCUAUUUCCGUUUUGAUCCUAACGGUAACAAAUACGACGACGUGCCCGUUUUCUCGAUGGUAUCACCUUCGUUCCUCCACGACUUCGCCAUCACCAAGAACUAUGCAAUCUUCUGCGACAUUCAGCUCGGAAUGAACCCUCUCGACAUCAUCGCCGGUGGCUCCCCCGUCGGCUCCGUCGCUUCCAAGGUCCCAAGGAUUGGAAUCCUUCCUCGUGAUGCUAAGGAUGAAUCGAUGAUGAAGUGGUUCGAGGUGCCGGGGUUUAACAUCAUUCACGCAAUAAACGCGUGGGAGGAGGACGAGGGAAGAACGGUGGUGCUUGUGGCGCCGAAUAUUCUGUCGGUGGAGCAUGUAAUGGAGAGAAUGGAGCUGAUUCACGCGAUGGUGGAGAAGGUGAGGAUCGAUCUGGAGACGGGGAUUGUGACGCGGCAACCGGUGUCGGCGCGGAACCUUGAUUUCGGGGUUAUAAACCCUGCGUUCGUUGGGAAGAAGAACAGUUUUGUUUACGCGGCGGUGGGAGAUCCCAUGCCGAAGAUCUCGGGGGUGGUGAAGCUGGACGUGUCGAAGGGGGAUGAGCGGAGGGACUGUACGGUGGGUUGCCGGAUGUUUGGCGAGGGGUGCUACGGCGGGGAACCCUUCUUCGUGGCGAAAGAGGAAGGGGGCGAGGAGGACGAUGGGUACUUGGUGACGUACGUGCACGACGAGAGGAAGGGAGAAUCGAGGUUCUUGGUGAUGGACGCGAAAUCGCCGGAGUUGGACGUGGUGGCGGCGGUGAGGCUCCCGCGGCGGGUUCCGUACGGCUUUCAUGGAUUGUUUGUGAAGGAAAGUAAGCUGAGGAAGGUGGUGUCGUUGUAG
Molecule: messenger RNA, 1731 nt
Organism: Sphenostylis stenocarpa
Lineage: Eukaryota; Viridiplantae; Streptophyta; Magnoliopsida; Fabales; Fabaceae
Source: the annotation of a GenBank genome assembly